UUCAGUCCUGCAGCUGAAUCAUCUGGAACUGCACCCAGGCUGUGUGUGUGUGUGUGUGUGUUUUUCUCUAUUGACCACCCACCCUCUCUUUCUCAGCUGUUCGGGCACGAUCUGAGCUACUGGAUCUGUGUGUCUCUGUGUGGGUCUGUGUGUGUGUAUGUGUGUGUGUCUGUGUGUCAGGGCGCAGCUACGUUUCUGCUGGAUGCGUCAUCUCUGUGAGGAGCAUGAGUCACAUGAGAGAUUUUCUUCAUUCCGUGUUUAACAGCGGAAAACGAAAACAACGGAACGAUAAUCAGCAGGGGAAAGUGCAGAGACAGCAGAGCCGAAGCCUUUAGCUGUUAACCGGUCUAAAUCAUGUGUUUCCUCCAGUGGAUGUGGUCUCCACUGGCUCUGAUCCAGAGACUCUUCACCUCUCAGCAUCAUCACCAUCCUCGAGGUGUGACCCAGCAUGGCGAAGUGGAGCCGCCUGUGUUUUUCGACCUGGAAACUACAGGACUGGACACCUCAGGAUGUGAUAUAGUUCAGCUCUCAGCCAUCAGCGGCGACAGGCUUUUCAACGUCUACAUGCUCCCUCGCUGCAGAAUUGCUGAAGGCGCAUCAAGAGUUACAGGUCUGACCAGCAAGGGUCAAAAACUUUUCCUUCAUAAGCAGCCAGUAGAUACCGUCCCAAUAAAGGAGGCCUUACAACUGUUCAUCUCUUACCUGAGGACCUUCAACAAACCUCUCCUCGUGGGACACAACAGUAAACGGUUUGACUGCCGCAUUCUGCUGCGGAUUCUGGAGGAGUUCUACCUGAUAGAUGAGUUUUUGGAAGUGGUGUCGGGUUUUCUGGACACACUACUUCUGAGUAGAGAGAUGUUUACGCUGCCGAAGUACUCUCAGCCCUUUCUGGUGGAGCAUUUCCUCCAUAGGGGCUAUGGAGCUCACAAUGCUACUGAGGACGUUAGAGCACUGCAGGAUCUGUACAGAGUGUGGAACCCAAACAGACAGCUGGUCAAUAAGCACACGUUUAUCUAUCAGACUCAGGAGUGAGGUGGUUGAUUCUUUUAACCCCUUAAAAUUUAAGAUCACCAGCAGAUUUGCUUUUUUAUAUUUGUAACAACAUUCCCUGAGUUUUAUACUAGUAAAUUAGUAAUAACAGCUACACAGUAGUUAUAUAAUAAUUAAUUUGGUUAUUUAAUUACAAACUCGACCUUGGUGCUCAGUAAUGCACCUUAAGAAUAUGAACUGAAUUAUGAGCCCAGUGUACAGAUAUCGAGUCCAUCUCUGUUAAUUCUUUUGUUGAAGUCUUACUUGUGCAUCUGCUGAAUGAUUGCUAUUGAUGUUGCUUCUGCUCCGUUUUACAACAUGAACUAUAUGGACAAAAUUAUUGGGACACCUGCUCAUUUAUAGUUUGUCCAAAUCAGGGAAAUAAAAAAAACUAAAUGUUAUUCUCCUUUUUUGGAGUAACUGUCUCCACUGUCCAAGGAAAACCUACUAUUGAAGCGUUGUUGUGAGGAUUUGAUUGCAUUAAGCUGCAAGGGCAUCAGGGAGGUCAGGAUGUUAAGGCAUCACCACAUCACCCUUUACUUAUCACAUAGCGAUAUUUCCCUACAGGAACUAGAUAAGGUGUGUGUAAUAAUGUGUGUGUUUGCAAUAACACAUCAGUGUCAGUAAUUAAAAUGAAUGUCCACAAACAUUUGAA
Astyanax mexicanus (Mexican tetra) is the source of this 1684-nucleotide messenger RNA. RefSeq names its product three prime repair exonuclease 3 (gene plex9.1). Gene Ontology annotation, cellular component: cytoplasm. Bases 355 to 1032 code for a protein of 225 amino acids. The record is from RefSeq and is a predicted model, not a curated record. Lineage: Eukaryota; Metazoa; Chordata; Actinopteri; Characiformes; Acestrorhamphidae. Gene Ontology annotation, molecular function: 3'-5'-DNA exonuclease activity; nucleic acid binding. Gene Ontology annotation, biological process: DNA catabolic process. The transcript has 3 exons.